CUACAUCGCGCCCGAGAUUCUGCAAGAAUUAGAAUACGGGCCCUCAGUUGACUGGUGGGCGUUGGGUGUACUCAUGUAUGAGAUGAUGGCCGGACAGCCGCCGUUUGAGGCGGACAACGAGGAGGACCUCUUCGAGUCUAUCCUUCACGACGACGUCUUAUACCCGGUUUGGUUGACCAAAGAAGCCGUUUCUAUACUGAAAGGGUUUAUGACCAAAAACCCGGCGAAACGGUUGGGCUGUGUAGUGACACAGGGAGGCGAACAGGCGAUACUCAGUCACGCCUUCUUUAAAGACAUCGACUGGGAUGCCCUUCAGGCCAAGAAAGUCAGGACUCCUUUCCGACCAAAGAUUAAAACGAAACGAGACGUCAAUAACUUCGAUCAGGACUUCACGAAAGAGGAGCCAAUCCUGACGCCAGUGAACGCCGAAGUGUUGCGAUCCAUAAAU
Oppiella nova is the source of this 448-nucleotide messenger RNA. The record is from the annotation of a GenBank genome assembly. Lineage: Eukaryota; Metazoa; Arthropoda; Arachnida; Sarcoptiformes; Oppiidae.